AUGGCGUCCCAACCGCCAGUCAAACGACCCCCUCCGGCGCCGUCAAACCCAGUUCUUCUCGCGGCUCAAAAACAAUGGCUGUUCACGGACGAGGAGCUCACCCGCUCGCCAUCGCAGCUUAGCGGCAUGACGGUGGAAAACGAGAACUUGCACCGGAGCAAAGGAGUCAACUUCAUCACUCAAGUUGGAAUCAUGUUGAAGUUGCCGCAGCCUACCCUCGCGACAGCCGCAGUUUACCUCCAUCGCUUCUUCAUGCGAUAUGCGAUAGCCGACAAGCCGGAGCGACCGGGAAUCCACCCGUACCCCAUUGCCGCUACAUCCCUUUUUUUAGCUACAAAAGUGGAGGAGAAUGUCCGGAGGAUGAAAGAGCUGGUGAUAGCCGUCUGCCGGGUUGCACAGAAAAAGCCGGAUCUGGUUGUGGAUGAGCAAUCCAAAGAGUUUUGGAAGUGGCGCGAUACCAUCCUUCACCACGAAGACAUUCUGCUCGAAGCGCUAUGCUUCGAUCUGCAGCUCGAACAGCCAUAUAGGAUCCUCUACGAUUUUAUCUGUUUCUUCCGCGUCAACGACAACAAGCAUAUUCGCAAUUCAUCCUGGGCUUUUCUCAACGAUUCCAUGUACACGGUUCUUUGCCUCCAGUUUCCAGCCCGCGUUAUCGCUGCUGCUGCCUUUUAUGCAGCCGCUAGCCACUGUGAUAUUGGAUUUGAGGAUGAUGAAUUCGGCCGAUCCUGGUGGGAGCAGAUCGACGUUGAUAUAGCACAGGUUCGCCGCGCAUGCACCCGGAUGGCAGAGCUAUACGAAAGCAAUUCGCAACAUAGACACAGCCAGUACUACCCACCCGUUCCAUUAGCUUGGAAAGAAGGUGCUGAAAAGACCAGGAUUCCGCGUCCUGGUGGCUCACUCGACGCACCACCAGACCCAAGCUCCAGGAAGCGCUCGCGGGAGCCAGAGGACAGUUCAAAAAGCAGCCAGCAACCCUCACAGGACACCGCAUCCUUGAAAAAAGAGGAAGCCUCUCAGAACGGGGCCCGCUCGCCAAAACGGCCCCGAGUAGGUUCAGACGCAGAUCAACCUCGCUCUGCCGCAGGGUCACUGCCGCAAGGCGGGACGCAUCCACACCCUCCUACAACAUCACCACAAUCGCCGCAAGCGUCUUCAUCCUUUUCCCACGACCGCCCGCCAAACGGUCACCACGCUCAUCAAUCCCAACGCUACCAACACCCACUCCCAUCCGCACCUCGAACAACAUUCCCGCCGCGCCGAAAUAGCGAAACUAAAAACGUCGAUACCAUUCAGCAACGCAUCGAUCAGAUCGUGCAACAAAACUCUGUACCUCCCAAACGCGCCACCGCCGACAAAUAUAGGGAACGGGAUCGAGAUGACGAGGACGCUUAUCAGAAACGAAGACCCUCGUAUUCUUCCUCUACCAGAAAUGAGCACCCGCCACCUCCACCACCUGAACAUCGUCAGCAACCUCCUCCGCCGCCGCCUCCGGAACCAGAGCCGGAUGAUGAGGGUGGUGGAAGUGAAGAAGGGGAAUUGUAG
This is a messenger RNA of Aspergillus nidulans FGSC A4, 1542 nucleotides long. Its product is annotated as protein pchA. The coding region runs from base 1 to 1542 and encodes 513 amino acids. Gene Ontology annotation, biological process: regulation of transcription by RNA polymerase II. The record is from RefSeq and is a predicted model, not a curated record. Gene Ontology annotation, molecular function: cyclin-dependent protein serine/threonine kinase regulator activity. Lineage: Eukaryota; Fungi; Ascomycota; Eurotiomycetes; Eurotiales; Aspergillaceae. The transcript has a single exon.